Molecule: messenger RNA, 2594 nt
Organism: Colossoma macropomum (tambaqui)
Lineage: Eukaryota; Metazoa; Chordata; Actinopteri; Characiformes; Serrasalmidae
Gene: esrrgb
Product: estrogen-related receptor gamma b
Exons: 7
Coding region: 137-1480 (447 amino acids)
Biological process (GO): regulation of DNA-templated transcription
Cellular component (GO): nucleus
Molecular function (GO): sequence-specific DNA binding; steroid binding; zinc ion binding
Source: RefSeq, a predicted model, not a curated record
UCCUGAGCGUGAGCUGCGCGAGCUCACUCUCCGCUUCUCCUACCCGAUACAGCAGCGAGCAGCGCGAGCUUCAGCGCCGUGACGUCAGCGCCGGUUCAGCGUGUUGGAGCAUGAUCUUCAGAGCUCCGGGCUCUUCAUGGAUCUAGUGGAGUUCAGUCAGCCCGAGUCCUUCUGCUUCCCCCAGCAGCACGACUUCCUGGACAUGAUGUCAAUCAACACCCACUGCCCCGCCUACAUCAAGACAGAGCCCUCAAGCCCCGCCUCCCUGACGGACAGCCUGACGCAGCACAGUCCAGGGGGCUCAUCGGACACGGGCAGCAGCUACAGUUCUAUCGCGAAGGGCAGUCUGAGGGGCAUGGACUCGCCCUCUCUGAGGCCCGGCGGCGCCCCCUGUAGGCUGCUGGAGGAGCCGCAAGUGAAGAGCGAGUUUGGGCUGACCACUUCGCCCAAGCGCUUGUGCCUGGUCUGCGGCGAUAUUGCGUCCGGCUUCCACUACGGCGUGGCCUCCUGCGAGGCCUGCAAAGCCUUCUUCAAACGCACCAUCCAAGGGAGUAUUGAGUAUACGUGUCCAGCGAACAGUGAGUGUGAGAUCACUAAGAGGAGGAGGAAGUCCUGCCAGGCCUGCCGCUUCACCAAGUGCAUCUCAGUGGGCAUGCUCCGAGAGGGCGUCCGUCUGGACAGAGUUCGAGGAGGACGGCAGAAAUAUAAAAGGGGUCUGGAGUCAGAAAACAGCUCUUACCUCAACAUGCAGUUUCCUCUGAACCACAAGAAAGCACGAACAGACCCCUGCAGCAUUAAUGUUGAGAAUAAAGUGGUGUCUCACUUGUUGGGGGCGGAACCAGAGAAGGUGUUUGCCAUGCCUGACCCCGCCCUCCCUGAUGAUGACAUCAAAGCUCUGACCACACUGUGUGACCUCGCUGACCGGGAGCUGGUGCUCAACAUUGGCUGGGCCAAACAUCUCCCAGGGUUCUCCAGCCUUUCUCUGCCAGACCAGAUGCGUCUCCUCCAGAGUGCCUGGAUGGAGAUUCUGCUCCUGCGUGUGGUCUUCCGCUCGCUGGACGCUGAAGAUAAGCUGGUGUUUGCGGAGGACUACGUCAUGGACGCUGGUCAGGCUAAGCUAGCGGGUCUGCUGGAGCUCCACACGGCCAUCCUGCAACUGGUCAGGAAGUACAGGAGCAUGGGGCUCGAGCGAGAGGAGUUCGUCACCCUCAAAGCCAUAGCGCUCGCCAACUCAGACUCUAUGCACAUUGAGGAUAUGGAGGCAGUUCAGAGGCUGCAGGACUGCGUGCAUGAGGCCCUGCAGGACUAUGAGCGCACCCACCACGGGGAGGACCCUCGUCGGGCCGGAAAGUUGAUCAUGACCCUCCCUCUGCUCCGGCAGACCGCCGCCAAGGCCGUCCAACACUUCUGCAGCAUUAAGCAAGACGGACGAGUGCCCAUGCACAAACUCUUCCUGGAGCUUCUAGAGGCCAACGCUUAACUUUCAUCCUGAUCGGACCAUCACUCUGAGGUGAAGCCCCCCCAGCCGGACUUCUUUGAGGGAGGGGGUGACUAAACAUGAAUCACAAAUAAAACGCUUAGAAUGAAUGAUGGUGGAGGAAUGAAGGGGAAAGGAAGAUGGUCUGUCUGUGACGAAUGAUCGUACAUAUGAACGUGAUUUCUUGAAGGAACUACACUUAAAACUUGAAGACAUUCAUUGGUUGUUCUUGCUGCAGUCACUGCUGUUCUUAUUUAACAUGAACAGCUUUUCAUUUUAUUUUUUGGUGCUUUAAAAAGGUGCUGGAGGGAAUAAAGGAGCUGUGCUGAAAGCGAGGAGAGCGAAGUCAGCCUUGCCAAAUCAUCACUGUUAAAAGAAAACCUCGUAAAAAACAGCUGCUCUUUACAUUGUGUGAACGUUUUAUGAUGAAUAGACCAACAGCAAAGGUCCAAAAUUACUGGGGAAAAAAAAAUCUUAUUACAGUAACAGAUCUUAAGUAUAGGGAUGCACCGAUAUGGGAAUUCUGGGCCAAUGCUGAUAUCCGAUAACUUUCGUGUACAUAUCUGUCGACAGAAAUGCCAAUAUAUACGCAUUUGGAACUAAAUCUACCUAAAUCAGCAUUACUGAGAAAUGAAAUGUAUACUUUAUUAAAGUUAAAAAUGCAAUGAUAAUUAGUAAUACAUAAUUAAUAUUUAAUACCCUCAAAACCAUAGACGCUUCCAAAUUACAACAAAACUACAAAUCAACAGCAAAUAAUCCACGGCCCAGUCAAACUUUGCAGCUGAGAUAUAGAGCCUCUCAGCCAGUGGCCCAGUCAAACUCCACAGCCAAGGUAUAGAGCCUCUCAGCCAGUGGCCCAGUCAAACUCUACAGCCGAGAUAUAGAGCCUCUCAGCCAGUGGCCCAGUCAAACUCCAUUGCCAAGAUAUAGAGCCUCUCAGCCAGUGGCCCAGUCAAACUCCACUGACUCUCAGCCAGUGGCCCAGUCAAACUCCACAGCAGAUGUACAGAGACCGCUUAGCUAGUGGCACAGUCAAACACCACAGCCCAGCCAUAGAGCCUGUCAGCCAGUGGCCCAGUCAAACUCUGCAGCUGAGGUAUAGAGCCUCUCAGCAGUG